This is a messenger RNA of Marchantia polymorpha subsp. ruderalis, 741 nucleotides long. NCBI's taxonomy places the organism in Eukaryota, Viridiplantae, Streptophyta, Marchantiopsida, Marchantiales, Marchantiaceae. The record is from the annotation of a GenBank genome assembly.
GCCAAAGAAAUACGUACCGAAGUCCUGUAAUGCUGCCAAAACCAGCGACUCGUAUGACUCAUCCCCAAGGGCCACUCCUCAUCAGACGAAUCUGAGCGAAUGACAGUCUCGGCACAGCUGCCACAGCAUGUUACCAACAUGUUGCCUUCGGAACAUACUUCUUUCCUCGGAAUCGCCUUUUCGAUGUUCCGCAAUUCAGGAAGUGUACCGGCGCACAUUGAGGUUUGGCAAGGAUUAUGCGUGAGUCUCAGGCUGCGGAGACAGGUGACUGUUCGGGGUAAUUUGUUUGUCCUGUUCCUCCCUCCGACGUGGCAUCUACGUCUUCUCGUACUGCAUUUACUGGACUUUGCUGCAGUUAUUAGGGUGUACGUACUUAUACGUAUUCGAGAAAGAGAUUACCCAUGCUAUGACGCUUACAAACCAAUCAGUGGCUGCCUGAAGAGAGCCUCAUGGACAUGUGUUCCUGAACGAAUGACAGGGAGUCAGAGACUCCAAUAGAACACUCACCAGUUCCUAGUGUGUGACUCAAAAUUAAAGUUAAUGAUCAGUUUGCGGUCUUCAAUGGUACGUUCUUGUUUUCAAUAGAGGACCUAAGGCGUCCAUAGAUACUUGACAUGUCACAUGCACGUGAUCCGAUCUACCAUCUCUGUCGUUUGAAAGAUUCCAAUUAAAACGUCGACCUUUUGAUUGUCUAGCAAUUUGAAUGUAAACUCUAUCAAUAAACCUUGGACCAAGCCCCAU